AUGUCUAUGAAGAACUAUCCGACGAUAACAAUCGAUUUGGUUCUUGACCGAUUCACGGCAAAAGAGGUCUUGACCGCAAUUCUUCAUUCUAUCCUUUUCCACCGUCUCUUUGGAACUGUCAAACCCAAAACUUUAGAAGUUCUCGAUGUUACCAUGCCAGGAGUGUCGGACACCGAAAUGGAAGACCUCAUCACGGAGAAGGUGGACGCAUUUUGGAAAGGUGUAGAACGUGGGAUGGGAAAACGAGGCCAGAUAACAGUUACCUUUGCAGAGAAGAAACCGAAGAAAGGCUGGUUUCAGGUCUACGCUGGAGACGAAGAAGUUCCUUGGGAACAAUGGGUGAUAAAUGCAGAAGUCAGGCAACCUAGAGACAGAGAUCGACAACAGUUCGACACGAACUUGGCGGCGACCCUCACGAAAUCAGUUCAAACGAUGCUCACACAUACCUCUUCAGAACGAGGAAGGAAGGCUGUUCCAUUGAUCACAAACGCGACUGGGAUAUCACCCUUUCCGAUCCGAAUCGGUGUCGUUGUUGGUGGUGUUGACGCUGGGUAA
Messenger RNA from Marasmius oreades (fairy-ring Marasmius), 555 nucleotides. RefSeq lists its product as uncharacterized. Gene Ontology annotation, cellular component: phagophore assembly site. The transcript has 5 exons. The record is from RefSeq and is a predicted model, not a curated record. Gene Ontology annotation, biological process: autophagy; autophagosome assembly. Lineage: Eukaryota; Fungi; Basidiomycota; Agaricomycetes; Agaricales; Marasmiaceae. Bases 1 to 555 code for a protein of 184 amino acids.